Lagopus muta (rock ptarmigan) is the source of this 3317-nucleotide messenger RNA. RefSeq names its product rho GTPase-activating protein 32-like. Lineage: Eukaryota; Metazoa; Chordata; Aves; Galliformes; Phasianidae. Gene Ontology annotation, molecular function: GTPase activator activity. The coding region runs from base 118 to 1746 and encodes 542 amino acids. The transcript has 14 exons. The record is from RefSeq and is a predicted model, not a curated record. Gene Ontology annotation, cellular component: cell cortex; Golgi apparatus; nucleoplasm. Gene Ontology annotation, biological process: small GTPase-mediated signal transduction.
GAAGAGUCAUCUCUUAAUAUCCCAGCUAUUGCUGCUGCCCACGUUAUUAAGAGAUACGUUGCCCAGGCACCGGGUGAACUCUCCUUGGAGGUGGGAGACCUCGUGUGCGUCAUCGAUAUGCCGCCUCAGGAGCUGAGCCCCCGCUGGAGAGGCAAGCACGGCUUUCAGGUUGGAUUUUUCCCUGGUGAGUGCGUGGAGCUCAUUAACGGAAAAAUCCCGGAGUCUCUCAUCAAUUCGGUGCCAAAGCCAGUGCCAAAGAAGCGCGGCAAGCUCCUCACCUUCCUUCGUUCCGUGGUGAAGGCCCGGCCAAAGCAACGGAAAGAGCGGGAGGUGGAGAAGGAGAGGGUGUUCGGCCGUGACCUGGGAGAGCAUCUUCUCCACUCUGGUCGUGAUGUCCCCCAGGUCCUCCAGAGCUGCGCCGAGUUCAUCGAGCAGCAUGGCGUGGUGCAGGGGAUAUACCGCCUGUCCGGCGUGGCGUCCAACGUCCAGAGACUGCGCCAGGAAUUUGAGUCUGAGCAGGUUCCUGAGCUAACCGUCCGCGACGUUCACAGCGCGAGCUCCCUCUGCAAAAUGUACUUCAGGGAGCUCCCGACCCCCCUGCUGACCGACCAGCUGUACGACAAGUUCUCGGAUGCUGUUGGUGCCACUACGGAGGAGGAGCGGCUGGUCAGAAUGCGGGACGUCAUCCAGCAGCUGCCCGCUCCUCACUACAGGACCUUGGCGUAUCUGAUGAGACACUUGGCCUGUCUGGCUGGGCACUGCUCCACCACAAACAUGCAUGCGAAGAACUUAGCAAUUGUGUGGGCUCCAAACCUCUUAAGAUCACAGCAGAGCGAGUCUGCCUGCGCCAGUGGGAGAGCUGCCUGCACGGAACUGCAGACGCAGUCGUCUGUGGUGGAAUUCAUCAUCGACCACACAGACGUCCUCUUCUGCUCCACAUCUGGACCUGACAUGGCAGGUGGAGCAGGGCACAGUUCUCUCUCAGGGCCCCAGUCUGUGCAGGCGUCUUCUCCUGCUACAGAGCUGCUUAGCCUGGAGGAGGCGCAGGCACGGAGGCGAGGCCACAGCAGCUCUCCUGUGGUUGUGACUGAGAGCAGGGACAUAGAGGUGGAAGAAGGCCCCGCAGCUGUACGGGGGAAAUUCCACACAGUCAUCGACUUUCCAUCUGAAAGACCAAGUCCGCCCACCAUGAUAAAGGAAUCACCAGCUGGCUGUUGGUGUUCCUGCUUCAGCCUGGGAAAACCAUCUUCUGGGGCCAAACGCCAGCCACAGCGCCGUCCCAGGGAGCCCUCAGAAAUAGAAAUCGUAGUGCUGGCAGAUGAACUGAGCCCUUGUCCACCCAGAAGAGCCGGAGCAAGUAGCGAAGCUGGGCUGUGUGCUUCCCCCAGUGGAGAGCUCUUGGGAAGCACAAAUGGCUGCGGUUCACAUGACAGCCUUCCAUGUAACAACAGUGAUGGAGAGAGGGAGCUCAUCCAAGUUCAAGCCCUCAUUUCUCCCGGCUCUGCUGAAGAUGCUGACCUGAGCCCGCCAGGCACCACAGUCACCAGCCUGGACUGUGACCUGGCGCCUUUGCAGUGCAGCCCAGCCCAAGCACAGUCCGAGUGCCCCGACAGCAGCACCUCUGUGCAGGAGCAGGUCGGCAUCACCGAUGAGAAGCCGUGCCUCUUGGAGGGGGGCUUAGAAUCAGGCCCUCAGUCCCAGGCACCGUGCAGCGGAUCUGACAGCUCUGAGCCACUCUCUCCGUGACCUUUCCAUCCAAGAGAGGACGAUUCCCACCUUUACCUGGACCUCUCACGCCCUUCUGUCCUUUCCUUUAAUAAUAAAAGCACACUCGUGCUCACUCAACACCUUGAAUGCCUGUGGAGUCUUCAUUCACGAGGACUGGGAUGAAUGCAACACACAGCAAGGCACCUCAGCUUGCAACGCUGAGGCUGCAGGGUGCAUGAAGCAGAGCUCCAGCUGCGUCCAUUCCUGGCUCUCAAUCUCCCAAUCUGCAGUUGGCUGAGCCACCACACGUGGGAGCGGUCGUUGGGAGCCGGCUGUUGGAGGCGCGGCAGACCUCGGUGGCAGCCGUUGCUGUCCUGGCAGCAGUGAGGCGGAAGCUGAGGCACGACGGGAGCGAGUGCUGAGGGCAGCUCUGCCGGAGCAGCACGGUGUUUCAGAAGAGAGAAAAGCAUGGCGGGCAUCAACUGGAUUUCUGUGGCUGGUAAAGCUGUGCCGAGAACUGGGCUGACUGCUGCCCCUGGAAAUGUGUGCAAAGUCUGCAGAGGCAGAGGAAUGACUUUUCUCUCAAAAGUUGAGCUUGUCUAAGGUAGGUCACUGCUGGGAGAGCUUCUGCUUUAAAGCAUCAAGUUGUAUAAGUAAGGUAAUUUAAAAAGCAAGCUUGCCAGUUCUUUUUUACCUAAGUGAUUUUUUAGCACGGGAAGGUUGGAGAGGCUUUUUGCGAACCGAAGAUGGAGGGAGGAAAAGCAAGUGAAAGGCACGCUGUGCACAGCCAGCACACAGCACCUGCACCAUUGCCCUGCACAAAGGAGGAGCAGCUCAGCAAGCUUGGCCUGGGCCAUGGAAGGGAGCGUGCAAACGUCUGGAGCAGCCCCAGAUGGGCUGGUUCUGCAGGUUGCUGUCUGCUGCUGUUUUCUCACAUCCUGUUGCUCGGGGGUGGAUUUGUUCAUGUUCAGAGCUAGCAGGAAGCUCGCAAAGCCCUUUGUUUCAGCUGUCCCAAGGCUUUGAUCCCUGGCUGCUGGGAUGGGGCGUUUGAGGAGUGAUGCCUGUGCUGUUGUCCAGCCAAGCUUUGGGGGUGAGUCUCGUUACCAGGGCAUGUCUGACAGGACUGAGGGUGGGGGACCGGGCCAGUGGCACUUUGCUCUCGGUCUCGGUGUUUGUCUUUGCUCAGAAGGGCAGGUGGUGAACCUCACGAGCCAAAGCCUGCAGAUGGGGUUUGCGGAGAAAGAGGUCCUGCAGGCCUUGUGUGGCAGCCACGGAGCUGGAGCGAGGCUGCGUCAGUGUAAAAGCCCAGCAAUGCACAGAGGUGUGAAGGUGAGCUGUGGGCUCGAGUAUCACAAGAGGGGGUGUGCAUGGUCAGGGCUUGGAUGCUUCUGUGUGUUUGAAGUGACUGUGGGGUAGUUAGCACUGCUGGGUGAGCUUGAGUGUCUGGAACAAGUGUGACGUGUCUUCCAGUUGCACGCUGUGUUCUUCCUGUUGUGUUGAGCUCUUGAGCUCCAGCCCUAAGUGAGGAUGCAAGCGCUACUGCAGAAGGAACGGGUUGAGAUUGGAAAUGCAGUGCAAAGGGCUGGAGACAGCAGGAGCUGGGAUGUGAU